AUGCGUGCAUUGCCUUAGUCUAUAUAAGUUCACCUCCCACUCAUCGACUGCCACAACACUCGUAAAGAAGCUCAAGAAAUUCUCCCUGAGAAAAAUCCAAAAAAAUAAAUAAAUAAAGAAUCAGCGACGGAGAUUUUCUCCGACCAAUCCAUGUCGGAAAAUGUGGUCAAUCUACCGGAUUCUUUGUAUGAGGACUAUAGUAAACUCAAGUUGACUUCGUCCCCGCCCUACGCUUCGUCAUCCUCAGCUCCUCCGCCGGGGCUCACCGUCGUAGCUCAGCCGACCGUAGAGAUGAUUCUCCAGUGGGUCUAUGAUCUUCAUAAACCAAACUCACCCAAGUUUGAUUUCGCGCUGCAUAAUCUCGCCUAUCAUAGGGACAAUUUUGAGUUCUUGCCGAGUCUGUUAUGGGAAUCUAAAAAUACUGUGUACAUCAUGUUGCAGGAGGUUUUUGUAGCCUACAGACACCUCGUAGGACACAUCUCACUUCGAUUGUUCCCUCAUCCAUUGAAUCCACUUCGAGUGUACAAUGUUUUGCUUUUGUUCCAGAGCAUGGCUUAUCACCCAGACACAAGCCGUCGGUUUCUUAGGGCUAAGAUGCCAAACUAUUUCUAUCCUUUGAUGGACCUUGGUCUCAUCGAUAAGCGUCACGAAUGCCUGAGGCUUGCUGCAUUGGGUGUCAUUGCUCAUAUGUUGAAGGCGUCUGAAGAUGGAGCUGUUAGUCGUUACCUAAUGGAAAGUGGUGCUGUAGGUUUUUGCGCUAAACCCGUUGAGUUUGGCUCUAUCGAAACAAAAACUGUUGCUGUAUACAUACUUGACAAGAUUAUGUCAACUGAUGAGGGGCUUCAUUACUGCUGCGUCUUGGCUGAUCGGUUUUUCGUUAUCGAUGAACUCCUUAAGAAGCUGCUCGUCUAUCUUUCUUCCAUGUACAGACCUUCUUCCUGCUUGUUCAACCUUGUUAUUGGUUGCUACGUCAAGCUCUCCCAGAAAUCCAGGGCUCGUGACGGAAUAAGGCGAUACACGCCUUUCUUGCUGUUUGACGGCACUUUUGCAAGAUUAUAUGCUGAGGACCCUGUCGCUGAUAACAAUCGGAUUCAGCUGAUUCAGAAUCUGGAAAACUAAAGCAAUGAAGUACCGGAGACACUGUUUUCAAUGAGGAAAUGAAAACGAAGCGAUACACAACCCCCACAGAGAACAGGUUUACUACGCCUACGCGUACGCUAAGUAAUAAUUUACUAAAGACAUAAAAACUAUGAAAUAUUUUUAUGUUGUUGUUUGGUUUAAUAUCUUUUGGAUGACUCUUAUUACUCUCUCAACAUUGUUCUCUCUCUUUUGAGAUACAUUUCAAUGCAUUUUCUAUCUUUUUUCAA
Molecule: messenger RNA, 1367 nt
Organism: Arabidopsis lyrata subsp. lyrata
Lineage: Eukaryota; Viridiplantae; Streptophyta; Magnoliopsida; Brassicales; Brassicaceae
Product: cell differentiation protein RCD1 homolog
Exons: 9
Coding region: 151-1119 (322 amino acids)
Biological process (GO): negative regulation of translation; mRNA catabolic process
Cellular component (GO): P-body; CCR4-NOT complex; CCR4-NOT core complex
Source: RefSeq, a predicted model, not a curated record